ACUAAUUCUCCUGAAUUUAAAUACACAAUAUUUCUGAGAUAUAGGUAUUUAAAUGUAGACUAAAUUUAAUCCUCAGUUAAUAUUUAAAUGUGACAAUCAAUGAUCCACUCACACACCCUGGUUUGUGUAUGUACACAAAUGAAUGGGUGGUUACACAGUUCACAUACCAAUCAAUUAAAACCAUUGACAAUGGAUCAAUGAUUAUAGAGUGUCUAUAAAAGUUAGUGUCAGUAUGACAUAAUGUAUCAUACACAAUUUCAAAACAAACAAUCGUAACUAAAAUUGGACAAUGACAUCGUUCACAGUUUUGGAGAGAUUGGAACAGUCACUGUGGUUUAAAUGUAAUGCGAUAAUUAUGAGAUCGAAUUAAAGACAAAGUGUUACAUGUAUGGAUCCAACUGAUCACAAACACCUCUUUGUUUUAGUGCAUAGCUGAUGUUUAAAUAAAAUAACCACCAUGAAGAUGACAAUAUACGUGGAUAUACUUACUGUGACAAUAUGCCUGAUAUUAAGUAGAACAGUCACUUGUUAUACAGUCGAUCUAUCAUUUAAUUCUUACAAUUGUGAUGAAUACGCAAGAAGAAUACCAUUGGAUAAAGAAUAUACCCUAACUUGGUUAGGAAAAACAGAUCCCAAAAUAUGUACUUUUAACUUUACUGGUGGCGACAACGGACAAUGGUCUACUAAUUAUAAAGUUUGUUUUGAGACUGAACAAUAUGACUUACCAUCAUUCGAUGUAGAAUUAGUUGUUUCUAAUGGUACCGAGAAAUGGGUUUACGAUAGUUCAGAUAUGGGAAUUGAAAGCAAAUGUGUUAAUAAAGCUAAGGAUAUGAUGUUUAAGCUUGUCGUAUCAAAGAAUUACCAAGUGUCCACGUGGAAUCUGAAAUUGAAAAUAACAUCACAAACGUUUGUAGAUCAAAAAGUUGGAGAAAUUUGGGACCAAAUACUUAGUGUAAUAGAAGAUAUUAGUCCAGUGGCAAUUGUUGUGAUUGUUGUGUUCUGUAUACUCAGUAACCAACGUGCACGGGAGCAAUGUCGUUCUAUGCUCAUGAGUGUUAUAGACAAAAUAAAGGGAAAUAACUCAAGGCAGAGACGUGAUCCAGAAGUACGGAGAGACUCGGAACAUUCUGUUCGCUUAAAUGUAGACGAAACACAACUAAGUGAUAACUCAAGUGCAGAGACAAUAAGUUUACAAAACAUUCCUAUAGAACCAGACGGGCAACCUAUACCUCAGUCCAACAGUAAUUUACCUGAUGCACCACCUCCUAGCUAUGAUGAAGUUGUCAAAAAUACAAAUAAUGACAUUAGUAAAUGUUAAUAUUUACACGUAUUUGUACUUUAAAUUAUAACCAGUAAUUCCUUUUCUAACGGAAAGCUUUAGUAUAUUUCAAUAGACAUCACUGACUUCAGUACAUAAUACAUCUACGAAAACUCAGGAAAGAAUUUGCUUAAAAUUUAUAUAUAUAUUUUGUUCAUAACAAGUGAAAUCUUCCACAUAUUAAUUCCGAUGUAGCUACAUGUAUUUCACAUGUUUGGUGGUAAUUCUAUUUUUGAUGUUUGUUUAAUAGUAUAACUUUGGUGCACUUUGUCAAAUAUCUAUUCAUGGAUAUAUGGAAUCAGGCAAUUCAUCCUUCCACAACAAAUGGAGCCUCAUUUUGUGUACAAAAUAGCAUAAUUAAUAAACUGAUCAUAGUUUGAUGUCACCAAGACCUGCUAACUGUAACUAUUGAUCCAUUUUUUUAAUGUUAUAUUUUUUAGACUGAAAAAGUCGUCGCUAGACUGCAUGUAUCCAAAUUCUUAAAGAAUGUAUUGAAGGAACAUUUUUGUAUUUUUUUUAAAAGGAAAGAGACAAAAAAGGUUUCUAGUACCUUAUGUUUGGUAUUUCAAUUAACACUCAGUGUAAUAAUGCUUAAAGUUUGUUCACAAUCAAAACAUCGUUUAUCAAAAUCCAUAUUAAAAUACAAUCUAUAGAAUUUCAAUACAUUUUGUAUUUUAUUGUUAGUCCGAGUUAUAUAUUCUCAUCAUUCUGGGAAAAUGAAACAAAUCUAUAUUUGAGUAUUGUUGAAUUGUUAC
Molecule: messenger RNA, 2073 nt
Organism: Mytilus trossulus (common blue mussel)
Lineage: Eukaryota; Metazoa; Mollusca; Bivalvia; Mytilida; Mytilidae
Exons: 6
Coding region: 458-1318 (286 amino acids)
Source: RefSeq, a predicted model, not a curated record